Molecule: messenger RNA, 1948 nt
Organism: Capsicum annuum
Lineage: Eukaryota; Viridiplantae; Streptophyta; Magnoliopsida; Solanales; Solanaceae
Product: peptide-N4-(N-acetyl-beta-glucosaminyl)asparagine amidase A
Exons: 1
Coding region: 106-1902 (598 amino acids)
Cellular component (GO): vacuole
Source: RefSeq, a predicted model, not a curated record
UUUUGAUCGCAGGCCAUAAAAUAUGGGUCUGAUAUAAAGUAAACAUGGAAUGGAGAAAGAUAGCAAUCAAUUUUCACAAUUAAUUAAUCUAUCUCUUUCUUCAUCAUGAUAAAUCUCUUCUUCAUCUUUGUUUUCAUCUUCAUCAUUGUUCCACUUUCCUCUUCCGUUGAACACGAUUCUCACUUGCUCAGACGAGGUCUUGUUCAACAGAAAUACUUGGAAAUCACUCGUCCAUUGCCCUUCGCUAAUCUCACUCCUUCCUGCACUCUUCCCAUCCUCACUCAUGACUUCGGAAAUACGAUGGGUCUUCCACCUAUCUCCGUUGAUUACACUCCUCCAGAGAAAUGCUCUUGGAACCAUGUGGCUCUUCAAUUCAACGCAUCUUGCAAAGGAGUACAGUAUGACCGUAUUGCUGCAGUUUGGCUUGACGGUGCCGAUCUCUUACGUACCAGCACAGCUGAGCCUACUGUAGAUGGCGUUUUCUGGACUGUUACUAAGGAUGUUACCAGGUACACGUCCCUACUCGUCAAGGAGAAUAUUUCUCUUUCUGUUAUGCUGGAAAAUUUGGUCGACGAUGUUUAUACAGGUGUCUAUCGUGUUAAUGUUACUUUCUUAUACUAUGAUGUUGAUGAUACGGGUGUUCCGUUGAAAUUGAGACUGGUAGAUGAUGUGUUUGUGGAUAGUCCCAUAAGAGGAGGAGGUUCGUUGAGUUUGAAUGAUAAACCAGCAGAUUUGAUAAUGCCUAUUUCGGGUUAUGGAGGUGAAGGAUUUUGGUUCCGAAUUCAAAGCGAUUCGGAAUUGCAUGGGAAAAGUGUUGCCAUACCGAAGAACACGUACAAAGCUGUCAUGGAAAUUUGCGUAUCAUUUCACGGGGACGAUGAGUUUUGGUACUCAAAUCCCCCUGAUUCUUACGUAAGGGCAAAUAAUUUGACUAGCCAGAGAGGGCACGGAGCGUACAGGGAAGUUUUGUUGAAUAUAGAUGAGAAUUUGGUAGGAUCCGUGGUUCCAUUCCCUGUAAUUUACCCAGGUGGAAUUAAUCCCUUGUACUGGGAUCCAGUUGUUUCAAUUGGGGCCUUUGAUCAUCCUUCUUACGACAUCGACUUAACUCCAUUUUUAGGGAUUUUACUCGAUGGUAAAUCCCAUUUUCUGUGGUUUAAGGUGGUGGAUAGUCUCCCUUUCUGGCUUGUGGACGCCAAUUUGCACCUUUGGUUAGAUAAACAAUGCACAGGUGAUUGUGCAGUGCAGGCUGCAAUUAUUGAUUCUGGAACUCCAGACUUUGAGAUUGAGAUGGAGCGAUCUUCAGACUUUCAAGGUCUGGAUGGAUCGUACGAGGUUGAGAUGAAGAGGAAGAGCGAGUAUCGUGGGUGGGUGAAGUCAUCAGCAGGCAAUUUGACAACUACAGUUUCACGAGAACUCAAGUUCAAGAACAAGAUAAAGUUUCAUGAAAAGGGAAAUGAAAAGAAGGUAAAGCAAAAAGUGAAAGAAGAGAUUGAAAUUAGUGUUGUAGAGUCUGAAACGGGUAUCAAGAUUUCUCAUACAAGUCUGAAGAGGAAAUAUCCUCUAACGAUAACCACUAAGACUAGUAAGCCAUCGAAAGAGGAUAAUGGUACAAAAUUGAUGCUUUCUGAAUUAGAAAAUGAAUGGAGUGAGAAGAAGAAGUGGGGUGAAGGAUAUUCUUCUUCUUCUUCUUCUUCUUCAAGCAGUUUGAAAAAUGGGCAAAAAUGCAAAGGGUGGAUGAAUGUUCAAGAUAAUGUUGUUGUUCAAGGUGAAGCAACUACUGAACAGAGGUAUUCAUAUAAUGGUGAAGCUAGUAGCUAUUCUAGGGAAAUUACAGCUGCCAAUGGCAGGCUUAUAAAUGACACUGCUAACUACUUCAAGUUUGCUUCAUUUACUACUAUGUAACAUCUUUUGGAACUAUCCUUGUUAAAUAAAUGCUCUCCUACUAGGA